GUACUAAAAUGUCCCAUGUUCCUAACGGUCUGUGAACGCCUCAUGACGUUCCUUUUGUUCAUUUGAGCAGACAGGUGUCAAUCUGUUAUCGGCCAAUCCGCGCCUGUCAAAGAUGAGGGUCACCGACCUAUCGGAUUCUGAGAAGGGGGCGGGACUAACAAAACGAGCGGGAAACGCUGAGGUUAGCAACAAGAGACGCGCGGGAAAAAUAUCAACGCGACAAAGAGUCAGUGUGCCUCAAGCCUACACGCCGCCACGCAUGCUGCUGCUGUCGAGGGCGCUCAGGACUUCGCUGUCGCUAUGGAAACCUGCUGAUGCACGGACGUCUCGUCAGGACCAGUUUCUUCAUCUCACGUCACUUUUCAUCAUCGAACAGAAGGUUUGAUGACAACUGACCAGCUGUGUUUCUGAAUCUCCAAGGAUCACUGUUUACCUGCUGUGAGAAAAUGGCUUCACGAUCAGAAAAGGAUCUCUCUGAAGAGUCAGAUGAUGAAGGAGAAUAUGGAGGCUCUGAGCAGAAAGAUAGCAGCUCUAUCAGACACAAUCAGAGCCACAGAGGACGAGCUGAGAGCUGAAGACGUCUCAUUCCUGCACAACUACAAGGCUGCCAUGGGAGUCCAGGACCACCGCCUGCCGGAUCAUCCACAUCUGUACUCAGGAUCUCUGAUAGACGUCGCUAAUAGUGACACACAUCAUUGACCCAAUAAUAAAGGACUGCCAUCAGGACAAACUCUAUUGUUAUUUACUUUUCUUUAUCGUAUCAAUAUUAGUCUUUGAACAUUCUUGAGUUUUGUAAUCAAAGUGAAUCACAGGAUUGCAUUCAUUUCCUUCCUUUAUUGUUGCACAGAAAUGAAGUGCAUACUGAUUUAAGUCUGUGUUAACUCACAACAAUAAUAUAUCUUUGCUAAAAACAUUAAGAAUUGUGCUCAAUUACAUAACAUACAGAGAGUGUAAACUGAAGUGGAUUAGUUCAACUAAAACCUACAGCUGUGUUGAUAAAGCUGCACCUUCCUCUUCCUUGAAACAUUAUCCAAGCAUCUCUUCCUUUUAAUAUUAGUAUCAGCCUGUAAGCUGAUUGGGCCGGUGUACCUUCCGUCAGUCUAUAACUUCCAGUGACAACUAAGAGAAACCUGAUCCUUGAUGAAAGGGCAGUACAAAGCUCCACCUCUUACCUGACUCACCUCACCUGAGGCGAAGCAAGAAGUGUAAACUGUUACUCUUCGACUGCAGAGAGACACUUAGACACAGGCAGGGCACUGACUGGGAACACGAGAGAAGAUGGCUUCUCCGUUAGAGAAGGAUCUCUCCUGUCCCGUCUGUCAGGACUUCUUCAAAGAUCCUGUUGUUCUAUCAUGCAGCCACAGCUUCUGUAAAGACUGUGUGCAGAGAUGGUGGAGACAAAAACUAGUAAAGGAGUGUCCAGUUUGUAAGAGGAGGUCUUUACUGAGUGAUCCACCUCAUAACUUGGCUUUGAAGAACCUGUGUGAGACCUUCGUACUGGAGAGAGAUCAGAAAACAGCGGGGUCAGAGGCUCUCUGCAGUCUGCACUCUGAGAGACUCAAACUCUUCUGUCUGGACCACGAACAGCCGGUGUGUCUCAUCUGCAGAGAUUCAAUAAUACACAAGAACCACAGAUUCAGACCCAUCCAUGAAGCUGCACAGGAUCCCAAAAAGGUGCUCCAGACAUCCCUGAAACCCUUAAAAGAGAAACUGAAGCUGUUUGAACAAGUUAAAGGAAACUACGAUCAGACAGCAGAACACAUUAAGGUCCAGGCCCGACAUACAGAAAAGAAGAUCAAGAAGCACUUUAAAGAGCUUCACCAGCUUCUAGAAGAGGAAGAGGAGGCCAGGAUCACUGCUGUGAGGAGGGAAGAGGAGCUGAAGAGUCAGAUGAUGAAGGAGAAGAUGGAGGUUCUGAGCAGAGAGAUAGCAGCUCUAUCAGACACAAUCAGAGCCACAGAGGACGAGCUGAGAGCUGAAGACGUCUCAUUCCUGCUGAACUACAAGGCUACAGUGGAAAGAGUCCAGCAGUACCCACUGUUGGAUGACCCAGAAUUACCCUCAGGAGUUCUGAUAGACGUCACCAAACACCUGGGCAACCUGAACUUCAACAUCUGGAGCAAGAUGAAGGACAUGGUCUCCUACACUCCUGUGAUUCUGGAUCCAAACACCGCUCAUCCAGAACUCGCUCUGUCUGAAGAUCUGACCAGUGUGAGACACGGAGAGAAAAAGAACCUUCCUAAAACCCCAGAGAGGUUUGAUUCCUUCAUCUCUGUCCUCGGCUCUGAGGGCUUCAACUCAGGGACUCACAGCUGGGACGUCGAGGUAGGAAGCAGUCCAGCCUGGGCAGUGGGAGUCUCAGCAAAGUCUUCCCUGAAUAAUUCAGACACGCCGUUUGGAUCAUUCAGAAUUGUGUUCUGUGACGGUGAAUACACAACAGCCUCAGAUCCGGAUCAGCGUACUGUUCUCCAAGUAAAGAAGAAGCUCCACAGGAUCAGAGUUCAUCUGGAUUUUGACAGCGGAAACUUGACAUUCUCCGAUCCUGAUUCUGACACACACAUACACACUUUUAAACACACUUUUACUGAGAGGCUGUUUCCAUACUUUAACACUGAAAAGAGACGCCCACUCAAAAUAUUGCACAUUCCUGUCUCUGUGAGAGUAAAACAGUAGCCUGUAGUUAGACAUGAGGAUAAUAACGUGAGUGUUGAUAUACAUGAAGUGUUUUUACAUCUUUCUUACACUUGUCUUUGACUUCAGUUUACCUGCUCUCACUCGUGGCAGCACGUUUGACACAGUCGGUGUGAUCUUAAUGUAAAAAUGUAGAAGUGGCAGUUGGUCCAGUUGAACCACUCACCAAACCUUGUGGGUUUCCUGAAAGUUUUGACCUCAAGAAGUCAGGAGGAGGUUACAGUACAGUCGGUUUGUCUUAUUAGUUUAUCUCAUAUAGUUGUGUUCAUUAUUUUUAUCAGUUAUGGUAACCUUUUACUUAUGCCUACCACAAACUUAGAAACGUACUAGAGAGAGCGCAUCUGUUGGGAGACAGCAUCCGGAUUUUACACUGAAAUUGAAAAAUUUGUUCUGCAACAGUGAAAUUGUUUGAAAGUUGUUUGGGGUAAGGUCAGCAUUAGAGUCACAGACACCAAGUUUAGUCAUCUAAACUAAAAAUGUUGGUUAUGACCUCACAUGUCAUAAAAAACCUUUGUCUUCAUGUUUUCUUUCAAUAUGUUUCGGGACUUGUGAGCCCUUGAGGUCCGUAACAUAUUUGGGGGCUCGUCCAUUUCGAGUUGGUCUUCAGCUUUUUGUUGAUUCCAACUGAGUGCCGUGUCUAUAAGUGGCGCGUCGGCAGGUUUAGUUUGGGGGUGGAUGCUGGGUGUGACGGCCGUUGGCUGGCUCUCUCUCGUUUUGUUUGUUUUGGCCAGGAACCUCCAACCUUUUUGUUUUGUUAUUUUCUUGGGGAAUUAUUUCGUUUGUUUUGAAUUAAUAAAAAAAAAAAGAUUGUUUUAGUGACAACUUUUGUCUUCAUGUUUUCUUUCAAUAUGUUUCGGGCCUUGCGAGCCCUUGAGGUCCGUAAAAUAUUAAGGUUCCUCGUGUUUUCCCCUCCCCUCUGUGUCAUGUUUGUCUUGUCUGUCUCUUCCUGUUUGUGUGUGUUGUUGGUGAGCGUGGCCUUCAGAUUCCCCCUCAACUGCCUAAUCACAACCACAACCUGCACGGGAUAGAGACCGGCUCAAGUUUCCAGACUCUUUCCGUCCUUGUUGAGGUCACCGAUGCUACAACCAAACUCUGUGCUGAACCUUGUUUUUGCUCUGCCUCAGGAUUUUUGCCUCGUCCAACCAAGUCUCAUCAUCCUCGCUUUUUUUUUGUUGGCCUUUUUAAGCUUUAUUUCUGAUAGGGACAGCUGAAGAUUUGAACCCUGGGCUUCCACAGCAAGGACUGAGCCUUAGCACAUGGGCCGGCUCUACCGACUGAGCUAAGCGCCGCCCCCAGACCACCUCUUUUUAAUGAACUGUUUUCAUUGAUUCUUGUUUCCUGUUUGCAUAUCAGGUUCGCAACUAUUUAUUUAAACCAUGUAGUUAAACUGGAGGUGAAUGUGACACAAGACUAAAGACAGUCAGUGUACCUCUCUGAUUGUAAAUAUUACUCUAGUUUGCAUGAUUAUUCCAACAUGUUCGUCUGAGGAAAGAUCUGUGCUAUAAUGAAGAAAAUAAAAAACUUAAAAGUCUCAUUUGGCUACGAUUACCUUCUGUUGUGAAAUUACAUAGAAGAAAAAGUGAUAUACAUAUCCACUGUGUCUAUAGAGUGAGGCAGCCCUAACCUCUGACCUCACUUACUACAGUAAUGAUUAAAAUAGCACUUGCUUUCCUAAACACAAACUUACAAAUGCUCUGGAUCUCAAGGAGAAGAUUUAACACUAUCUGUACAGUGACCUCCGACUGCUUGAUCCCGUAAAACCCAUGUUUGACAUCCUAGAAUAGAAAAUUCCCUCACAAUCCUGGCAAAACAUUUCCUCAUCUGUUGCAGGUGAAAAAGAAAUUUAAGGAACUUAAAAAGAUGGUGUGUUCUUGAAUUUUUAACACAGGAGAGAAAAGUAUUUUGGGGCAGCAGCUGCUCUGUCUGUAGAGAUUAAACUUGGGAAUACAACAGUGGCCGGUUCAAGUCCAGGAUGGACCAAAAUAUGCAGGGUGGACUGGUAGCUGGAGAGGUGCCAAUUCACCUCAAUGUUAUGUGACAGUGUCAAAAACUAUGGUAGAAAAUGGAGUCUUUUGUCUUCUGGAAUACAUCUAGUACUGUGUGUAUAUGAUUAUGACAUAUCCAUGGUGAAGUGCAUGUGUUAGAUGAUUCAUGCACAGGAAUGUUGGACCAGUUACAAUCAAAAUAUGUGGGAAGAUUGCGCAGCAGGGACGGGGUUGUGAUGCAUAAUGAAAAUACCUGACGUACAAAUCAAACAGAUCCAGGCCGACUUUCUCAACAUGGAACCUUUCACUUUGUAUUCUGUUAGCGGCGGAGAAUAGUGAGUCACGGUGACAAAACAAAGGAAGGUGAAGCUUUGUCCUCCUCGCCUU
This is a messenger RNA of Larimichthys crocea (large yellow croaker), 5063 nucleotides long. Its product is annotated as tripartite motif-containing protein 35. Bases 1279 to 2673 code for a protein of 464 amino acids. Gene Ontology annotation, molecular function: protein binding; zinc ion binding. Lineage: Eukaryota; Metazoa; Chordata; Actinopteri; Sciaenidae. The transcript is spliced from 4 exons. The record is from RefSeq and is a predicted model, not a curated record.